AACAGCAAUAAUGUAAAAUGAAAAAAAAAAUGUGAUUCAGAAAAAGAGCUAAGAUUACAUACACAUCAGGUACUGGGAAAAGAUGACCUCAGUAGUAGAAGAUGAAGCUACAUAGAAAGUUUUGAAUAGGACAGAAACUAACUUUAAAAAAAAAUAAACAGUGAAGGAAAGAGGGCAGAAAAUGGAGCUUUACCAAAGAAAUGUGCAAACUGACAAAAUUUUGAGGACACUGCUUGCAGAACUGAGGUUAAUGGAUGAGGCUUUGUAGAACACAGACCGUCUUAACAACAAGAGGAGGAAACUGAGGACGAACUCUCCUUUACUCAUUCUUUUCUGGACCCUCAUUCUCUAUGCCACAUUCUGUACUGAGCAUCUGUGGCAACAGGUUGGUAAUAGCAGUAUCUCCCAGCUGUCUCCCUGAGGACUGCCACACAACUAUCCCUUCAAAGACGUGCUGGCUCUGCUUCACUUGCUUCUGAGCUGGCUGAUCAAAGAAACCAGCUGGCACACAGAAUGGCUUUCUUUCUGAUGUGGGCCAACCUGCUUCUACUUCUUCUCGAUGCAGUGUCAACAGAAGAGGUUCGGGCCCACCCAUUCACUGAUGUGACCCUGGACUGCGAGUUCUCCUUUAUAGAAAGCACAGAAAACCUUGAGUUUUACUGGGAGAGAGAAGACAUAAUAGAGGAAUAUGAUGUGGAAGACCGUGACUUUUAUCGCUUUUUUAGGUAUUACGACUUCUUUCAAGUCUUCACAAAGGUGGUUUACCAGUUCUACGAUAAUGCAGAGCAACUUGAAGAGCAGAAUGCCUUAUAUGAGGGAAGAGUCUCUGUGGAUCAGAGUGAAAUCUCUGAGGGGAUUCUGUCCCUUCUGCUACGAAACGUGGAUUUCAUGGACGAAGCUUUGUACAAGUGUUCAGCCAUCUCCCCCAAUGGUAGAGGGGAGAGUACGGUCAAGCUCAUAGUGGAAGAUUCUGAAAUGCCCCAGGUGAAGUUUGAGAAGAUUGAUGAAGAAGAUGUGGUCACAUGCACAUCCAAGGGCUGGUAUCUCACCCCCAACGUGACCUGGUUAGACCGGGGAGAAAGAGACCUUAGCAACCACAGCACAGUGGAUGUCCUGGAGGAGCAGAUGAAUGGUUUGUACAGAGUGUACUCUGUCCUCAGAUACCCAGUCAAGUUAAAUGAAAAAUAUGUCUGCCACAUUACAGAGACAAAUGAAAACAACCGGCCCAUUAGAUCCAUCCGGCGGUACCCAAAGAAAAGGUUUGGUGAAUAUGAAUAUUGAGAGAUCUGAAUGCUCUCUGCCCAAGAACCCGCUGUGCCCUCAGUCAGUGGAGUUGCUGGUUUCUCUUGUGAGUGAUGUUCUUUUUGUUCUGGACACUUACUGAUCAUAAACCACAAACAGGAAACAAGGAGUCAACCAGUCCAGACUGUUACAUAUUAACAGAGUCUGGCUUCUCAUCUCUGCGUCUCUCUUUUGUUUAAAAGAUUUGUUUUAUUAAUCUCAUUCUCCCAACAUGUUAAAUUCUGAGUAAAUUUCCAAAGUCUUCAGUGCAAAACGAAAGGGGAUUAAAAUCCUGGUGG
Messenger RNA from Onychomys torridus (southern grasshopper mouse), 1580 nucleotides. Its product is annotated as butyrophilin subfamily 2 member A2-like. The transcript is spliced from 7 exons. The record is from RefSeq and is a predicted model, not a curated record. The coding region runs from base 514 to 1281 and encodes 255 amino acids. Lineage: Eukaryota; Metazoa; Chordata; Mammalia; Rodentia; Cricetidae.